Molecule: messenger RNA, 1763 nt
Organism: Magallana angulata
Lineage: Eukaryota; Metazoa; Mollusca; Bivalvia; Ostreida; Ostreidae
Exons: 8
Coding region: 129-1463 (444 amino acids)
Source: RefSeq, a predicted model, not a curated record
UAGUCGAUAAACGUAAACAAAUAUCGUUAUUGCUGAGCAGCUUUUUGCUGCUGAGUAGCUAGGCUUUGGUUGCUUAUUCAGUUAUUGGAUCUUGUAAUUAGACAGUGCGUUUCAUCAGGAAACGAGACAUGGAGUCAUUUGUAAAAACAGAAUCCAAAACUGUUGGUAAAAAGAAAAGAAAACUACAAAACGAAGAAUACAGUGAAUCCUCAUCAUCAGGAGUUCAGGUUGAAGAGAGUAAAACAGCACAACUGCAACACAAGGAAAGCUCUGCAAAGAAAAGGGCAUCAUCUUUAAGGUCAUCUUCUUCAGCAGAAUGGUUUUUUACAUCUGAUGAAAAUGAUGACAACACUGACGAAAGUUCUUCAGAAGGAGGAUUAACGGAUGAAAAGGAAGGAACUUUUCCUGCCAGUAAAUUAAAAUACAUAGAUUUAAAAAAUAUCAACAUUUUUUAUAAUGAAAAAUUUGACCCUCUCGAGGAACUAAUGCAGAAUAUUAAAACUGACAUUUUGGAGACAUUUCCAGACAUUCCAGAUUUUGAAAACUCUGUGAAAAAGUUUAGCAGACUUACCAAGGAGAGUUUGUUGUUUUCUUGGGACUUUGAUGAAAUUAAAAAGAGGAUCAAUGAUUGCUUUAUGCUCAAAAUGCAUCGGGAAUACAAAAUUGUAAAAGAUAUAAAAUCUGACUUCGAAAAGGCAAAAGAAGUGGACAAAAAAAUGGAUCUCACUGAUUGGUUGGACAGAAAAUGGCUCCUAGGUGUUAAAACCUUUUUGUCAUCAACGUUGUCGGUUAUCAAAACCACUUUGUUUCCAACUGAUGAGGAUGACUCUGUUACAGAAAGAAAAGGGUCUAUCAAAAAGAAAAGGAGAAAAUCUAAAUAUAUGAGAAGGAAAAAUGCAGAAAGAAGCACUGAAAUAAGACAACCUUCUGAGAGUGUUUUCAAACAUAAUUGGGCAAUGUUUGGUGGGCUUUUCUUUCUGGAACAAAAAGGAGUGAUGAAAAAAAUCAUUGUUAUUGGUGAUAAAAUAGUGAAUAGUACUCCAGAUUUAGCAUAUCCAUUAACACCGGUGCCACAAGAAGGACGAAACCUACAGAAUUGUACACUGCUGUUUGUAGUUGAGGUGAAAGGAAAACCAAUCAACAAUCUCUCAUCUGAAUGUCUGGAAGAUCGACUUGACUCUUGUGUUCUUGGGCAAGUUGGAUCUGAGCUUAUUGCAGAAACAGAGAGCUCAGCUUUGUAUCCAAAUUCCCUGGGAAUAGUAUUUAUGGAAACCACAUUCAUAUUUGUCUACCUAAAAAUGCCAAAAGAACAUCAUAAAGCAGGUUCUCUACUCAAAAGUCGAGGAAACAUUCACUAUACGAGACCUUUUGAAAUGCUGAAAGCAGCCGAUAGAGCAGAAGUCAGUGAAUUUUUGUAUUGGCUUGGUUGCAUCCAAAACCGUCAUGGAAAAGAGCUAUUCUGAAAAAAGCAGGAUCAGGUGCACAUCUUAAGGAAGAACAUCCAGAGACAGGUUGACAAUAGGAACAAGUGCAAGCUUUAGUGCAGCUUGGACCAUACUUUGUUAAGGACACGGUUUGAAGCAGUUCGGUCCAAAAGAAGCAGCUGUACCUGCUACCAGUAAUGCAAGAUGAAGAUAAGAGAAAAAAAUGAUGCUUUAAAUAAAAGACUAAUUGUUUUUAAAUAUCCAGAUUUUAAUUGCUUUGCAAAAUAUCCAGCAUUUUGGAGUUUUUUCAUUACAUAAUAAAUUGGAUUUUAAGUCGAA